GAUGAAGCAACGUUGAAGUGGUAUCUGCGUGAUCGUUACUUCGACGUGGAUGAGGCGGAGCAGAAGUUGCGCAGCAUGCUGAAAUGGCGCCAGAGCUUCCAACCCCAGUCCACCACCGCCCAAAUGGUGGCGGCGGAACUGGCCAGCGGCAAGGCUUAUGUACACAACUACACGGACAAGUACGGCAGACCGGCCAUCGUAAUCCGUACAAGGCGCCACUUUCCUCUGACGGACAGCAAGCGACUUGCCGCCUACCUCAUCGACACGGCCAUCUCCCGCCUGCCCCCCGGGGGAGAGCAGAUCGUGGGGAUAUUCGAUCUGAGGGGGUUUCAGUUUGCGCAAAACGCGGAUUUCCAGUUCGCCGCGUUCAUGAUUGAGGCCUUUUUCGAGUACUACCCUCGGCGAGUGAGCCAGGUGCUGUUUGUGGAGGCUCCCUGGGUGUUCUUCCCGGCCUGGGAGGUCAUCAAGCCGCUCAUGAGGAAAUACGCGGCACUGGUUCGCUUUCUCAGUGUUUCGGAGCUCAGGUCGGAGUUCUUCACUCCAGAAGCUCUGCCAGAGGAUUUCCGGUAG
This is a messenger RNA of Volvox carteri f. nagariensis, 570 nucleotides long. RefSeq lists its product as uncharacterized. The record is from RefSeq and is a predicted model, not a curated record. The annotation marks the transcript as partial. NCBI's taxonomy places the organism in Eukaryota, Viridiplantae, Chlorophyta, Chlorophyceae, Chlamydomonadales, Volvocaceae. The transcript has 5 exons.